This is a messenger RNA of Jatropha curcas, 1361 nucleotides long. RefSeq names its product 2-alkenal reductase (NADP(+)-dependent). Lineage: Eukaryota; Viridiplantae; Streptophyta; Magnoliopsida; Malpighiales; Euphorbiaceae. The record is from RefSeq and is a predicted model, not a curated record. Gene Ontology annotation, molecular function: 2-alkenal reductase [NAD(P)H] activity.
AGAUUAUCAGAGUGUGUGGAUCUAUAUAUAUAUAUAUGUACAUUCCCUAGCGGUUUCUUGUAAGAGUCAAGAGUACUUUGAAAGAUAUAAACAAAGGUUAUACACGUAGACAGAAAGCUCCGCAACAAUGGGUAGUAUCAGUGAACCAACAGUGAGCAACAAACAGGUUACAUUGAAAGAAUACGCGAAUGAAGGUUGCCCUAAAGAAUCAAACUUGCUUGUAACUACUAAUUUAAUCAAACUCAAAGUGCCAGAAGGAACUGAUGGUGUCCUUAUCAAGAAUCUGUACUUGUCUUGUGAUCCAUAUAUAAGAGUCCUACUGCAAGAAGAAAGAGAACCUGGGCAUCCUUUUGCACCAUUCCAGCUUGGUUCAGUUAUAAAUGGACUUGGAGUGGGUAAAGUUGUGGAAUCUGCGCAUCCAGACUUCAAGAAAGGUGACUUUGUUUGGGGAAUGACUGGUUGGGAAGAAUAUACUCUCAUUCCAACACCAGCUCAGUCCCUCGUUAAAGUUCAUCACACUGAUUUGCCUCUCUCAUAUCAUGCUGGAAUUCUUGGCAUGACAGGCAUGACCGCUUAUGUUGGAUUAUAUGAGAUUGGGGCUCCUAAGAAAGGAGAUUGUGUGUUUGUUUCAGCUGCUUCUGGUGCAACUGGUCAUCUUGUCGGCCAACUUGCAAAGUUGGCAGGUUGUUAUGUGGUUGGAAGUGCUGGAAGUAAAGAAAAAGUUGAUUUAUUAAAGAAUAAGUUCGGAUUCGAUGAGGCUUUCAAUUAUAAUGAAGAAAAAGACUUGGAUGCAGCUUUUAAGAGAUACUUUCCUGAGGGAAUCGAUAUUUACUUUGAUAAUGUUGCUGGCAAGAUGUUAGACGCAGUGCUGCUGAACAUGAAAUACCAGGGACGCGUGGUUAUGUGUGGAGUGACGUCGCAUUAUAUCUCAAGCAAGAUUGAUUGUGGGAUUUUCAAUUCAAACCAAGUUAUUUUGAAAAGUAUCCGCAUGCAAGGAUAUGUAGUUUCCGAUUACUAUCACUUACUCCCAAAAUAUCUAGAAAUGGUUAUACCAAAUAUCAAACAAGGGAAGAUUGUAUAUGCUGAAGAUAUUGCCGACGGUCUAGAAAGCGCUCCGGCAGCUUUGGUUGGGCUAUACAAGGGACGUAAUGUGGGGAAGCAAGUUAUUAAAAUUGCCAAUGAAUAACCAUAAUUAUUAAUUAAGCAUCUUAUUUCUCUAAUGUAAUUGUAAUUCUAUUUUGGUUUCUUAAAUGGAGUAAUAAAAUUGCCUAGAGGAAGGAGAAUAAUAAGAGUGAUAGCUUGUUCGUAAUCAAUGUUUUUGUGUGUUAAUUAGUUAUAAAUAAAUAAUUUCAUUUUGCUCC